This is a messenger RNA of Microplitis mediator, 2411 nucleotides long. Its product is annotated as rhotekin-like. Lineage: Eukaryota; Metazoa; Arthropoda; Insecta; Hymenoptera; Braconidae. Gene Ontology annotation, cellular component: actomyosin contractile ring. The coding region runs from base 475 to 2001 and encodes 508 amino acids. The record is from RefSeq and is a predicted model, not a curated record. The transcript is spliced from 7 exons. Gene Ontology annotation, biological process: actomyosin contractile ring assembly; septin ring organization; mitotic cytokinesis.
AAUAAGAGCUCGUGGGAAGAGUCGGUCACUUUUUUUCGCUCCAUUCGUAGAUUAAAUAUUACAAAAAAAAAAAAAAAAAAUUUGUAAGCAAAAUGUUACCUGUUGGGUUAAUUUACUUGUUGAGUUAAAUAUUAUUUGUGUCGGUUGGGUUUAAAUAAAAGGAGUAGAGGAAAGAAAGAAGUUGAGGACUCGAGUAGUGGGAUGGUGACGUCAUCUCUAAUUCACCUUGUCGAGAAUCGAGUUGAAGUAAAUGAAAGACUGAGUAGAGGUCUGAGUUGUUGUAUUGAGAGUUGGUUGAGUUGAGCAGAAGAACGCUGUUUGUCUUGUUCUGGGUUCUAUUGUAUUGUGCUAUACUAUCGUUUCGACGGACUCGAGACUCGCGGUUUCCGCGGUUUUAAUUUUUUUUUUUUUUUUUUUGGUGAUGAUGUGAUUGAUUUACGGAUUACAAAUUUAAAGCAAAGGGUUUUAAGGAAAAUGGAAUCGUGUUUCCCGCCGUUGGCGUCUUUGAGUCUGAGAGAAUCAAAAAAGUGCAAAAAGCGACUCAGUGAUAACCCGUUUGUGGAUAAAAGUGAGGGAGAAAGGUUUCAAGUGCUUCAAGAUCUGGACCUUUAUUAUAUAAGACAAAUUGCGCAUAAUUUGAAGGAGUAUGAUUUGGAGCAAAAAAUUGAAGUGGAAAUAAAAAUGAGAGAGGGCUCAGCGCGACUUUUAGCGGCCGCGAGACACAGAGCCCAGAGUUUGGAAGCUGCACGUGCUCUACUAACAUCCAAUGAACGUAUGUCUGCUUAUAUGGCUGAAUUACAACGUCGUAAAAAGGAUGUCAAUAAAAAAAGUAAUGCUGGUAGUACAGCACGAGUAUCGCUAUCCGAAUUACGCGUUCCAUUGAUGUGGCGAGACUCGGACCAUUUUAAGAACCGUGGGGAUUACCGGAGAUUCGCGGUAUUUUGUUUGGCACGUGUCGGCACCGAAAUACAUGACACUGCACUUAUUUGUCCAGUUGAUCGCGCACAAACAGACAUCACUUUUCCCGACGUGUUACUCUUCAAUAACGUGCCAGCAGAGUUUGAAUUAACUCUUGAAAUCUACAGCCAUAUUUUACAAGAAGAUUUAAGUAUCGCAAGUACACCUCGUCGUAUUAAACGUACAAUACAUUCUUCAAUAUCUAAAACCGUUGGAAAAAAAUUAGCGGCUUCGUUAAAAGAUGAAUUGAGUUCUGGUAAAUUGGGACCACAAUUUGAAUUAAUGGCGUCUGCUAAAUUAACUCUAGAUGAUACUGAGGAAAAUAUUCAUACACAUGAUUUAAUAAUUAAUAAUUUAGAAAAUAAACAUCACGCAUUGCCAUUAUUCGGUCACUUUUGUUGCCGACUCGCGGCGCAGCUGGACUGUAUGACAAAGGACGUGUACACGGGAACGAUAAACAUAAACAAUAAGAAAUGUUGGGCACGACUGCGUAAUUUCACUCUGAAAGCCUGGGAGUCCCGGAAGUUGGCAGAAGAUGAUCAGAAUCCCGUACAGACUGUUCCGAUAAACCGCGAGACUGAUGUGCAAAAGAGCUCAAGCUCGGGGAAAGAGAUACGAGUGUGUAAUAGCGUCGAGGGCUGCGAGAAAGUGACAACGAUAAAACUCGAGUCGACGGAAGAGGCACAGAAGUGGCUCAGACACUUGACUAGUCAGGUUGACGACCAUCUGAGGUGGAAGCAUGCUGCUGAAAGUAUACAACAGGUGCCUUAUGUUGAGAGCACACGGAACUCUUUCAUCAACAAGCGACAGGGCUCUUUGUAUGACGAGACUCCACUUAUUGAAACUGUGAGAUCCGAUUAUUCAACGAGACCAACAGUACAACAGAUAUUCGGACUGACUCCAAGCACGAGCCUGAGCAGCUGCAGCAGCGAUAGCCCCCCUAGUUUAAGAUCCCGGUCCCUAAGCACCAGUGGUACAACUAAAAUAAGUGCCAGCGCAAUUAAAUCUCACUGGCCAUUCUCAAAUAAAAAUAAUAAUAUAUAAAAUAAAUAAAAUAUCUUACAGUAGUAAUAAUAAAUAAGUUAAAUACUCAGUCAAAAGUCUCGAUGCAUUUUUUAAAAUUUUUUGAGACUGAUCCCGAUUGGCUAUCAGUCAAAUCCUUUUUAUCAAUCAGCGAUAGCCUUAAAAAAAAUUUCUUACUAAAUAAAAAUAAAAAAAAAAAAAUAUUUUUGAAUACGAGAAAUUCACCGAAUUAAUUUUUUUUUUUUGUUUUAAAAAAAAACUUUCCUUUACAAAUAAUACUAAGUAUUUAAAAUGAAAGUACGCAAUCUAAUUAUUGUUUUUUUUUUUGUAGAUUUUUCUGUAUAAAUAAUAUUAAUUAAUUAAUUGAUUUAAUUAUUAAAAUAAACAGAAUUUAUACGUUUAUGUAUUAAAUAGAAAUCGCAAUAAAACCA